AUGAAGCGGGAUGCAGCGAGAAAUGGUGUGCGGAGCGAUGUUAUAAUAACGCAACAUGUGAUAAAGCGUGGAAUAGUGGUGCUUGAAGGAGAUGACGUUAUUCGAUUGGAAAAAGUUAAGAUCGAUGUUCGUCGAUCGAUGGAUAUCGAUAUCUGGUUGAAAGCGUUUGAUUCCGAUGGAUUGGUAUUCUAUUGGGCGAGAUUGAAGGAAACGGGAAACGGUUCGAAUGCACGCAAACAGUACAUGAAGGGCGAUUUUAUCGCUUUGCUUCUGAUUGCAUCACAACCGCACUUCUUUUGGAAUCUCGGUUCAGGAAUCGCUUAUGUUAAAGCACCAGCCACAUUAUCAAACCAUCGUUUUCAUUCGAUUCGUUUCACAAGAAAUCUCCGAAAUGGUACAAUUCAAGUGGACUAUUCUCCAUUCAUUAGUCAUCAAAUAUCUUUACCAAAAAACAAUCAUUUGGAUGUAUUCGGUGAGGACAUCUAUAUUGGUGGAGUGCCCAAUGAUCAUUUGAUACCACCCGUCAUACCCGAAAUGCGUAAACGUUUCAAGGGUGUCAUUCAACGAAUUUCAAUUAAUGGACAGAUCUUCAAUAAUCUCUUCAAGGUUAUUAUUCAUUAUGUCUAA
Messenger RNA from Anisakis simplex (herring worm), 627 nucleotides. NCBI's taxonomy places the organism in Eukaryota, Metazoa, Nematoda, Chromadorea, Rhabditida, Anisakidae. The record is from the annotation of a GenBank genome assembly.